ACACCGUCUCUCCUUUUCAUUAUUCUUUUUGGCCGAUUCCCCCUUUCUAAAACCGAGAGUGAUCUCUCUCUCUCUCUCGCUCGCUCGCUCGCUCUCUGGGGUCGGAGCUCGGAUCUCCGUUUCGACCUGUGGUGCUUUAAUGGAGGCUCGCGAGAUUUGUACCCAAAGGACAAGGAGAGGGGACGUGGACGGCUGCUGAGGUGGUGAGGGUGGACCCCUAGAGAUCUCUGCGGCUGUUCCUCUGCCGUGGCAUCCGGAUUCGCGAGGGGAGGAGGGGGGCAAUCAAUCGGACCGCAGGGAUGCAAGCCAAUGGGCUGGAGGCCUCGUCCAUCGAUCACAAGCCUCCGCCGCCGGCCGACAACAGGGGAAAGCACCGGAUCUUAGCCGAGCUGAAGCGACUGGACCAGGAAGCGCGAUUCCUAGAGGAAGAGUUAGAAGAGCUUGAGAAAACAGAGAGAGUAUCAGCUGCAUUGCAAGAAUUGCUGCUCAUAGUGGAAAGCACGCCAGAUCCUCUGCUCCCAGUAACAAAUGCGCCUGCAAACCCAUCUUGGGACCGGUGGUUUGAAGGACCUCAAGAUCUGCACGGCUGCAAAUGCUGGAUACUGUGAUUCUAAUUGAACGAGAGAUCCAAAGAUACUUACUGCUCGGCUUUUUUCAGUAGAUAUUAUUUCAGGCCAUCUGUCAGCAUGGUUUUGAACAGAAGAUUUACUGAAAGAGAAUUUGUUUUUCAUGCAACAGUGCAAAUUCUUUUGAAGCUAAUCAAGUAGAUAUUUUAUACAUCAUAGUUUGAUUUGUUGAAUUGAAAUGAGAAAGGAAGAAAAAAUGCCGACUUAUGUAGUUAUACAGAAAGAACACGCUCCUCUUGAACUUUCAA
Molecule: messenger RNA, 874 nt
Organism: Phoenix dactylifera (date palm)
Lineage: Eukaryota; Viridiplantae; Streptophyta; Magnoliopsida; Arecales; Arecaceae
Product: guanine nucleotide-binding protein subunit gamma 1-like
Biological process (GO): G protein-coupled receptor signaling pathway
Source: RefSeq, a predicted model, not a curated record